AAUGACAAAACUCCGGUUUCGCCUAAACUGCUUUUGUUUAAAACAAUAAUUAACUUUUCUUGAAAAUUUAUUUUUGUUUUAAUACAAAGCUGAUUAUCUUCAGAAGUAAAACAUGUACAUACUUGUCGAGUUCACCGAACAGAAGGAAAUAUCUGUCGUAUCGAGUAAUUGGGUGUCUGACAACAAUUCAGUUUGGCCUCCAUUCAAAUCAUCAUCAAGAAUGAGAAAGGCGAUCGAGGCAAAAAUGAUACCAGGAGAUGAUUGGGAGGCUUAUCCUGUUAGGGAACUUUAUAGAAAUGAAUCUUACCAAAAGGUCAGAAGUAAGUUGCGAGAGGCUGAAUUACGGUCUGAUUUGGAGACUCCUUGUGAUUCAGAGUCCGAAGAAGAAAGCUUUAGGACGUCAAAAAGAAGGAAGACCAAAAGUUCGCGUUUGAUGUCUUCCUCAGAUGAGGACUCAGCAUCUGAAAAGACAGUGAAGGAGGUAGUAUUUGGGCGUAAUCCGCCCAAACCGACGGGACCACCUAAAGCUCUAGACAUCACACUUCCUGUUCCGCCCUCGUCAAAUGCAAGAGAUGCUUCUUACAAUACAUUACCGCAAGCAACCUUUGCUGCAAAUUCUCUAAUUUCAAGUCGGCCACUGUCUCCUUUUACAUCACCAAGGACAACAACAUCAACAUCAACACCACCUGAUGACCGCCAAAGUAGCUUUCGUGGGUUGAGAGAUGUCAAUCAUGUGAGAGAUGCCAGACUUUUCAUGCUAUUGGAGCAGAUCAAAAAAGAGCAGGCAGAUCAGAGGGAAAUGUUGGGGACAAUUCUUCAUCAUUUACAGAAAAUGCCUGUGUCUGAAAAUUCCAGCACAGAAAGUAGUUCUCUUCCUGAAACCAUCAACUUUCCCAUAGAAUCAAUAGAAGAGUUGGACGAACUGGAGAAGGAGCUGGCUGUAGCCAGUGUCGAAGCUAGUGUGGUCUACAAUUUUUCUCUUUACAGCGGGAAAAAUACUGCAGACACAGUAAGGAGAAUUUUAAAACGAACGAUGAAGAGCCAACUGGCUGAAAAAUUUAAUUGGUAUGGUAAAAAAGGAAAAAAGGAAUUUGGAAAGCUGAAAUUGGCAGCAGUAAUAUAUAAGGCUGUGAAGAAAACUCUUAAAAACGUGACAGAGGCUGAAGUAGAGGGGAUUGUUAGAGAGUGGCUUAGAACAGCCAGUGACAGAGAAGGAGGAAGGAAGAGAAGGCGGGAAGCAACUCAGCAAAUUGUGACAGCAGAACCCGACGUAUAAGAACUAAAUAUAAACAAGAGUGACAGGUGGUUUAUAUUCAUAUCAGGAUGACUAGUAUAGUAUGGUUUUCAGAGUUGAGUACUAUACCUAAUUCCAUUUGAUGAGUUCACAGUUACAAAAACUAUAUAUUUAACUAGGCAGAAGUGCAUGUACAAUAAAAUUCUUUUGAAAACAAAAUGAAAUGAGGCUGCUAUUUUUUAUUUUAUCAUUUUUGUGUAUAUCCUAAGUGCCAAUUACAUUUAUUGUUGCUUUUAUCUUAUUUUUGCAUUGUGAUGAAAUAUGUAUCUCAGUAUUAAGUUGUGUAUUUUUUACAUUUUUUAGCUUCAAUGUACAUGUUUUUACUUUGUUGUAUACUAUAAAAUUGUAUAAGUUACUUCCUGGUUGUGAUAAAUACAUGAAAGAGCCGAAUAUUUCCGGGCAAGGCUUAAAUUUAUAUCAAAAAGGCUAUAUUAUCGGGUUAUUAUAUAUUGUUGAGUACUGAAAUAGAUUGUAUGAGUAUGAUUGUAUGUAAAACCUUCGUUUGACCGGUUGUAAUCCAAGUCUAAUACAAGUUUUGCAGCUGUAUAAGACUCUUGAUUAAAUCCCUUUUGUAGCUCAAAAAUGUAUUCUGACAUCUUUAUUUCACACAAUCAUCUGGAACACAGAUAUGCAUUUGAUACUGAUAUUUUGGAAUCAACAGAAAAACGAGACUUGACUGAGCUCAUAAUAUGCAUUUGAUAUGGGUUAAUUUUGAUUCUUGAAAUGAAAUACAUAGGUUAAAUUGAAAAGACUGCCAUGUAAAGGCAAACUCCUCACAUAUUAAAGAAUUUCAAUUAACAAAUUAAGGCAUCAUUAUUUGAAAUGGGAGAAAAAUUUAAGAUGUCAAUAUAUUUUAUGCCAAAGCAU
Molecule: messenger RNA, 2161 nt
Organism: Ruditapes philippinarum (Manila clam)
Lineage: Eukaryota; Metazoa; Mollusca; Bivalvia; Venerida; Veneridae
Exons: 6
Coding region: 113-1276 (387 amino acids)
Source: RefSeq, a predicted model, not a curated record